AUGCCUACUGCUUUACUGAACGCCUACAGCGUGCAGGACAUUGCACCAGAGCCCGCCUGCAGAGACACUGCUCCUUGCUCGUGCUCCUUGUUCCUUCUGCUCUUGUCACGUGCUCCUUGCUCCUUCUGCUUCUGGCACCUGCUCCUGGCUCCUUCUGCUCCUUUCAAGUGGUCCUUCUGUUCCCUGAAAGUCCUCCUUGCUCCUUCUGGUCCUUGCAAGUGCUCCUUCUGCUUCUUGCAAGUGCUCCUUCUGUUCCCUGCAAGUGUUCCUUGCUCCUUCUGCUCCUUUCACGUGGUCCUUCUGUUCCCUGAAAGUCCUCCUUGCUCCUUCAGCUCCUUGCAAGUGCUCCUUCUGCUCCCUGCAAGUGCUCCUUGCUCCUUCUGCUCCUCUCAAAUGCUCCGGGUGGUUGGUUUAGCUGUGGUCGUUGGGCUGCUGCUGAGGCUGGUGCUGCGUGGGGCAGAUACUUCCUGCUCGUCCUCCGCCGCGUCCACGUGUCGCCGUCGGGCUCCGGGCCCCGCCCCCUUUUCCGAGGGAAGGAUCCGGCCAGCACCCCGGGACCAAGGUGGGGGGCCUCACCUCCCCCUGCCCCCCGGGCACAAAGAUGCCACACUCGGCCUGUCACUCGCCCCUCUCCGCCAGCAAGAGAAUCGCGUGAACAUCCCGGGGGUCAGCGAAGGAAGCCUGGCGGAGCGGCAGCCAUGGACCCGGAGGAGUCCCCCCCCGCCCACCGGGAGCGGUCCGUGGCUCCCCCCGCCCUUCGACCUGAACCUCUCGGCCGGGGCGGCCCCCUCCACCGCGGUCAACGCCUCGGCCAACGCGACGGACCCGGUGUUCGACUCGACCAGCAACGCGGUCCUCACCUUCAUCUAUUUCGUGGUUUGCGUGGUGGGGCUGUGCGGGAACACGCUCGUCAUCUACGUCAUCCUCCGCUACGCCAAGAUGAAGACCAUCACCAACAUCUACAUCCUCAACCUGGCCAUCGCCGAUGAGCUCUUCAUGCUGGGCCUGCCCUUCUUGGCCGUGCAGGUGGCCCUGGUCCACUGGCCCUUCGGGAAGGCCAUCUGCCGGGUGGUCAUGACGGUGGAUGGCAUCAACCAGUUCACCAGCAUCUUCUGCUUGACCGUGAUGAGCGUGGACCGCUACCUGGCCGUGGUCCACCCCAUCAAGUCGGCCAAGUGGAGGCGGCCCCGGACGGCCAAGAUGAUCAACGUGGCCGUGUGGGGGGUCUCCCUGCUGGUCAUCCUGCCCAUCAUGAUCUACGCCGGCGUCCGGGGCAACCACGGCCGCAGCAGCUGCACCAUCAACUGGCCGGGGGAGUCGGGGGCCUGGUACACGGGCUUCAUCAUCUACACCUUCAUCUUGGGCUUCCUGGUGCCCCUGUCCAUCAUCUGCAUCUGCUACCUGUUCAUCAUCGUCAAGGUCAAGUCCUCCGGCCUCCGCGUGGGCUCCUCCAAGAGGAAGAAGUCCGAGAAGAAGGUCACCCGGAUGGUGUCCAUCGUCGUGACCGUCUUCAUCUUCUGUUGGCUCCCCUUCUACAUCUUCAACGUGUCCUCGGUCUCGGUCGCCAUCAGCCCCACCCCGGCCCUCAAAGGCAUGUUUGAUUUCGUGGUGGUCCUCACCUACGCCAACAGCUGUGCCAACCCCAUCCUGUAUGCCUUCCUGUCGGACAACUUCAAGAAGAGCUUCCAGAAUGUGCUCUGCCUGGUCAAGGUGAGCGGCGCGGAUGACCGAGAGCGGAGCGACAGCAAGCAGGAUAAGUCACGUCUCAACGAGACCACGGAAACCCAGAGGACUCUUCUCAACGGAGACCUCCAGACCAGCAUCUGAGUCACCCAGGAAGCCACCUCC
Molecule: messenger RNA, 1848 nt
Organism: Tachyglossus aculeatus (Australian echidna)
Lineage: Eukaryota; Metazoa; Chordata; Mammalia; Monotremata; Tachyglossidae
Gene: SSTR2
Product: somatostatin receptor 2
Exons: 7
Coding region: 1-1827 (608 amino acids)
Biological process (GO): cellular response to glucocorticoid stimulus; cellular response to estradiol stimulus; neuropeptide signaling pathway
Cellular component (GO): membrane; neuron projection
Molecular function (GO): neuropeptide binding; somatostatin receptor activity
Source: RefSeq, a predicted model, not a curated record